AUGAAGAAAUCUUCCAAUGUUAGGUUGCAGCAUUCGACUGGCCAACGGCAUGAAAAAACUUAUGGAAAAUUCUUUAAUGCACCUCGAAUAAAAAAUGUGACCAAUACUGCUCGAAGAAGAUCAACAGAAGAAAAUGGUAAUGAUUCGUCGGACCAAUCCGAAAGUGAUGAGGAGAGCACUGUCCAUUCAACUCGUAAUGUUUCAAUUAUCAAAAAAGAGGAAGAAGGUUCCAUGGUGGACUUGACUGAAGAGGAACCACCCAAAAUUAUUGAGACAAUUUCUUUAGAGAGCGACAAUGAUGAGGAAGAAAAUGUCACUGCAACACCAACCACUCACAACUCUGUGACAAACACUGAAUACACAUUCUCUGAAACAGUUCAAGAUGUGAAUAGAAAGACCGUAGAAGAAUUGAUAACAUUUAUCAAAAUUAAUGAUGAAGAAUUGCACAACAAUAUCAGAAAUGUAUUAAGAGAGCAGAAAAUUUCUGGAAGCAAAUUCAUGAGCUUGAGUUCAACUGAUUUUUAUCAAAUGAAAUUACACCUCAAAGAUCAAGUCAAGAUCCUGCAAAUUACAAACAAAAUCCACCAAAAUUCCCGUUAA
Naegleria lovaniensis is the source of this 600-nucleotide messenger RNA. RefSeq lists its product as uncharacterized. NCBI's taxonomy places the organism in Eukaryota, Heterolobosea, Eutetramitea, Acrasida, Naegleriidae. The transcript has 2 exons. The record is from RefSeq and is a predicted model, not a curated record. The coding region runs from base 1 to 600 and encodes 199 amino acids.